This is a messenger RNA of Gilbertella persicaria, 1539 nucleotides long. RefSeq names its product general substrate transporter. Gene Ontology annotation, biological process: carbohydrate transport; transmembrane transport. Gene Ontology annotation, cellular component: membrane. The coding region runs from base 1 to 1539 and encodes 512 amino acids. The record is from RefSeq and is a predicted model, not a curated record. The transcript has 3 exons. Gene Ontology annotation, molecular function: carbohydrate:proton symporter activity. NCBI's taxonomy places the organism in Eukaryota, Fungi, Mucoromycota, Mucoromycetes, Mucorales, Choanephoraceae.
AUGGUCAAAUUACAAGGAAAAGCAUUAUUCAAUGCUUCAACAUUACUAGCUGCUACAGGGUUUUUACUUUUUGGCUAUGAUCAAGGUGUUAUGUCUGGCAUUGUUCCUAAUGAGCACUUUCUUGAACUCAUGGGCAACCCAAAUUCAGCUACUGUGGGUGCUAUGGUCGCCCUUUAUGAGAUUGGUUGUAUGUUUGGUGCUCUCUUGACCGGCAGAAUUAGUGACAUGAUUGGACGUCGAAACACAAUUCGCUUAGGCUCUACCAUCCUUGUCAUUGGCGCCGUGAUCCAGGCAGCUACUCAAAACCUUGGUAUGACCAUCGCAUUCCGUAUCAUCACUGGUGUUGGUAAUGGCAUGAACACAGCUACAGUGCCUGUCUAUCAAUCUGAAGUAUCUCCACCCAAGACCCGAGGUGCUCAUGUCUGUUUUGAAUGUGCUUUGAUUGUUGCUGGUGUCGGUAUUGCUUAUUGGUUAGAGUAUGGUCUUCAUUUCGUGGGAGGCGAAUUUGCAUGGCGGUUUCCUUUAGCUUUCCAGAACUUGUUUGCUUUAAUUUUGAUUGCUGGCACUUUCUUUUUGCCCGAGACGCCUCGUUGGCUUGUAGCUCAUGGUAGAGAUGAAGAAGCAAAAGAAGUCCUUGCUCGACUUUGGUCAGAAGGUGAUGUCAGUCAUCCUCGAUGUGUUUCUGAAUAUCAAGAAAUCAAGGAUGGUAUAGAAGCUGAACGUCGUGAAGGUGUUUCUUCUUAUCGUGCUUUGUUCUCCAAGGGCAAGUUUAAUAACCGUAAAAGAGUUUUGAUUGCUAUGCUUAGUCAAAUCAUUCAACAGUUGGGUGGUAUUAAUGUUACUACCUAUUACCUUACUGAUGUCAUGAUUCAAGCUGGUAUGAGUUAUUCCAUGGCUAUGUUAAUGGCAGGUGUGGAUGCUAUCGUCUAUUUUAUCGGUGCCUGUUUCCCUAUUUUUCUCGUUGAACGUGUGGGUCGAAGAAAGAUCAUGCUAUGGGGUCUCAUUGCUCAAACAGUAACACUCGUAUGGAUCGGUGGUGCUCAAAAAGCCAAUACAGAUAACCCAAGUUCCUCUGCUGCCAAUGCUGCUGUCGCAGGCACUAUUUUGUACAACUUUGUAUUUGGCUGUAGCUGGCUAGGUAUGUCCUGGCUAUACCCUGCCGAAAUCUUCUCUACAGGUCUUCGUGCUAAAGGCAAUUCACUCUCCACGGCUGCCAACUGGAUUGGUAACUUUAUUGUGGCCAUGAUUGCACCUGUCUUGUUUGAAUACAUUACUUUCUGGACUUAUAUCCUGUUUGCCUUUAUGAACCUGUUAUUCUUCCCUAUGGUUUACUUUUGGUUCCCAGAGACAAAAGGACUUUCUUUGGAACAAGUCGAUGUUUUGUUUGCUGUAGAUGAUGUCAAGAAUGAUAUUCGAUCUAUAACUUCAGAUCGUUAUUACCACUAUGAUGGAGAAAAGAAGACAGAUGUGGAGCAUAUGGCUCAUGUUGAAAAAGGGCUAACUUCAUCUUCUGAAGAAGCUGUUGAGCAUUCAUCUUGA